Molecule: messenger RNA, 1474 nt
Organism: Macroventuria anomochaeta
Lineage: Eukaryota; Fungi; Ascomycota; Dothideomycetes; Pleosporales; Didymellaceae
Exons: 3
Coding region: 89-1402 (437 amino acids)
Biological process (GO): polyketide metabolic process
Source: RefSeq, a predicted model, not a curated record
UCGGUGACUUGACCUUCAAGCUUCCUCUUGUUCACUCGCUUUCGACAAAAAUUUUCUUCAAUUUACUUGUGUUGUAAGAUCUCUCAAGAUGGGCGAAGCAAAGCCCUCGUCUCCACCAGUAGCUCCCACCUCCUACCCCUCACCCCAGCAGAUCUCGCCCCACCUAGCUCUUCAACCUCCACUAUCCCGCCGCGGCAAAGGUCCAGGUCUUAUUUUGGUUCUUGACCACUAUGCGCUGAUUGAGGCGAGUGAGCAGCAUUUGGACCCCCCACCGCUGCAGAAAUGGGCCGAGGAGGGUUUCGCAGUCGCACAGGUUCUUGUGCCGGGGAAGGUAGAGGAUGGUGGCGAAUUCCCAUUGGAUAGGGCGUUGGAAGUGCUUAAAGGGUGUGAGGAAUGCGUGUUUGGGAAGGGUGUUGGCGUUGUUUCAUACCUCUCCAGACUCCCUUUCUACGUCGAAGAGGGCGUAAUCCAGCACCCCGAAAUCCUUGCCGUAGUAUCCUACGGCGGCCGCCAACUCUCCACCCUCCACGAAGCAGACACCGCCCUUCCUCCCCAACUCGUCCACGUCUCCGGUCCCAAAGUUGCCCGUCGAGAGUCCCUCCCCUUGAAUCCCGAUCCAGAGCCCUCGUACUCAUCGCCAACGCCAACGCGCCCUGCCGGCAUCGUGAAGACGUUCCGCUACGAAGAUGCAACCAAAGACUCGAAUUGGGUGCUCCCUGCUGAUCCCACUUACUCGAAGCGCAAUGCGGGGAUUGCGCACGCAAGGAGUGUGGCGUUCCUCAAGCCGUUUCUGAAUGGACCGUAUUUUGAUCUGGAGGCCGUGUGGGAUGAGCAUUGUUUGUAUGAGUUUGGGGAGAGGGCGGUGGAGAAGACAAUGGCGACUAUGGUGGCGCAGCCUUAUGUUAACCAUAUCCCGACCAUGACGGGCGGAAUCGGCAAAGAAAGACUAACAGCUUUCUACACGCACCACUUUAUCUUCAGCAAUCCGGACGACACCGCACUCUCGCUCGUAAGCAGAACAGUAGGCACCGACCGCGUCAUUGACGAAUUCGUCUUCUCCCUCACCCACGACAAAGAAGUGCCCUGGCUGCUCCCCGGCAUCCCACCCACGGGGAAGAAACUCGAGAUCCCAUUCACGUCCAUAGUAGCCAUGCGCGGCGACAGACUGUGCCAUGAGCAUAUCAGCUGGGACCAGGCGACCGCGCUGAAGCAAUUGGAUCUGUUGCCGGAGUAUGUGCCGUUUCGACACCCGAUUGAUGGGAGGGGGGCUUCAGAGGGGAAGAGGUUUGAGGUUAAGUUACCGGUGGUGGGAAAGGAGACGGGGAGGAAGUUGGUAAAUGAGGGGAGUGAGGAGAGUAAUGCGUUAAUGGGGAGGAGUUGGAGGGAGGUCGAUGACGUGUGAAGGAUAUUUUGAUAAUUUUGCACAUGUGUAGGUAGAAAUUUGUAACAGUAUUGCAAUUGAUUGAAUCAUGCG